CCGCCGCUCCGAGCAGCAGCGACACGAAUUACACGGGAACGGAGACGUGUUCAGGGUACAAUCAAUGGUGAGAAGACACGCAAACACCUAAAAUUCUCGGCCAACAGCUAUUUACCUGGAAAAAUACUUAACCGAACACCGCCAUGGGUAACCGUGUUCCGCGUGAGGACUACGAAUGGGUGUACACAGACCAGCCUCACGCCGACAGGAGGAAACAGAUCCUCGCCAAAUAUCCAGAGAUCAAGUCACUGAUGGGCCCUGACCCAAGGCUCAAAUGGAUUGUGUGUUUGAUGGUUGCCAUCCAGUUUCUAGCCUUCUAUCUGAUCAAAGACCUGGACUGGAAGUGGGUCUUGUUCUGGACUUAUACAUUUGGAAGCUGUGUCAACCACUCUAUGACACUUGCUAUUCAUGAAAUCUCUCAUAACACAGCUUUUGGAAACAACAAGGCAAUGUGGAAUCGUUACUUUGCUAUGUUUGCAAACCUGCCUAUUGGCCUGCCAUAUUCAGCCUCUUUCAAGCGCUACCACCUGGACCAUCAUCGCUACCUGGGUGGAGAUGGGGUGGAUGUGGACAUCCCCACAGAGUUUGAAGGCUGGUUCUUCUGCACCCGUUUUCGCAAGUUCAUCUGGAUCAUUCUGCAGCCACUUUUCUAUGCCGUACGGCCACUGUGCAUCAACCCCAAGCCCAUCUCUCAACUGGAGAUUACCAACCUACUCAUCCAGACCAGCUUCAAUGUUCUACUGUUCUGGCUGUGGGGGGCUAAGCCUGUGGUCUACAUGCUUGCUGGCUCAUUGUUGGGGAUGGGCCUGCACCCCAUCUCUGGUCAUUUCAUUGCAGAGCACUACAUGUUCCUUAAAGGCCAUGAGACCUACUCAUAUUAUGGGUCACUCAACCUGCUGACGUUCAAUGUGGGCUACCAUAACGAGCACCACGACUUCCCAAGCAUCCCCGGACGCAGGCUGCCCAUGGUAAAGAAGAUUGCUGCAGAGUACUAUGAAGGCCUGCCCCAGUAUACGUCGUGGGUCAGAGUUCUGUACGACUUUAUCAUGGAUGACACACUUAGUCCAUACUCCCGCGUCAAGAGAAAACUCAAAGGAGACGUUAAACAGGAGUAAACCGAAAAAAUACCAACCCUCCUCCUCUUACAGCUCUGUUCUGCCACAGUCUCACAGAACCUGGCAGACUUGAACUGUAUAAAGCAGGCUGAGUGCAACAUCUAGGGUACAAGCCUGAGUGACACAAUUGCAGGACUAAAGUCAAUUCUAUUCUGGGACUAAUUUAUUGCUUUCACUUUUUUUUUUUGACACUUACUAAAAUAUAUGAUGUAACUAGAGCAUUUAAUCUUUAACAUGUUUGCUGCCAUCCAUUUGUCGACAUGUUUUGACAAAUUUAGAUAAAUUAAGAUUAAUUAGAAUGUUUUAAAGGCAAAAAGUUAAGUAGCCCAAACACCUGUUGAACUUUGAACUUGUGUCCAUUGCUGCCACAGCUGUUUUGAAAGAUAAACUGAGUGGACUCUUGCUGAUUGUUUGAGCUGUUUUGAUGACCCCAUGCACAUGUCCAGGUGUUACUGAUUAAGUGCCUUCUGUUCAUUCCUCAGAUGUAUGUAUUAAAAAGAUUUAAAGUCGCAUGUACGAGUUAUGUUGUUCAGAAGCAUUUGUUCCACUUUAAUUUAGUUUAAAUUUAAACAUACCCAGCAAUUUAAAUCUAUAUCUUUAAAUAAUUUGUCUCUCAGUCUCACUUGAACAACUUAGUUGGAUGUAAAAAUUUUAUUCUAUGUAAACUAAUAAAAUUAUAUUUAUUUUACUUUAGAUGCAUUUGUCAAUAUGCCAGGUACAAAACAAAAUUUAUAUGCCUAAUCCCUUUUCAACUAAAAUAUGUUCACAGCUUCAGAAGCCUCCUGUUCCACUUGUAAGGAUGUUUUCUCCCUCGUGUAUGCUCUUGUUUGUUGUGAAGACCAGCUGAUGCAAACUGCUCUUGAUGUUUAAGACUAGUCAUAACUUAAAUCAAUCGUGAGAAGACACGCAAACUCAUCCACUUGAAUCUUGAGCCCUCUGCACUAAUAACUUUUGUGCCCAGUGUGGAGCAGGCAUAAUCCUGGGACAGCAUUAUAAACAAGUGGACCGUUAGAUGCUUUAGGGUAGUAUUGUGAACAGCUUUGUGAAUGAGCAGCUUUUAUGCAACCAUCAAUCUUCUUCUGCUUAUCCUGUGCUGGGUCACAGGGGUAGCAGUCUAAGCAGGGACUCCCAGACUUCCUCCACCCCAGACAUGUCCUCCAGCUCUUCCGGUAGGACCCCAAGGUGUUUCCAGGCCAGCUGAGAGACAGUCCCUCCAGCGUGUCCUGGGUGUUCCCCGGGGCCUGCUCCUGGUGGGACAUGCCCAGAACACCUUCCUAGGGAGGCAUCCUGAGCAGAUGCCCGAGCCACCUCAGCUGGCUCCUCUCGACUUGUAGGAGCAGCGUCUCUACUCCAGGCUCCUCAACCUAUAUCUAAGGAAGCACCCAGCCACUCUGCGGAGGAGCUCUGGGUAGUGUCCUUUCGGUCAUUACCCAGAGCUCAUGACCAUAGGUGAGGGUAGGAAUGUAGAUUGACUGGUAAAUCGAGAGCUUUGCCUUUUAUGCAACCUUUUGUUAAAAUUACUGUAGAUCAGAGUCAGAUUGAGCUGAUACUAGGAGGAACGAGAAGAGGCCUGCACUCUGAUACAGUGCUAGUGCAUGGGCAUCUGUUAGACCCAGCAUUGUAGCCUUGUGAAUGAGCAGCUUUUGCACCAAUCCUGAUCUGUUCCAAACUGUAGCAGUCAGACAGAGCUGAAGGGGAGGGGUGCGCGAGAGCCUGGGAGUGCAUCCGGAUUGUGUGGCAACAGUGGCAGGUACUGUUGUGACUUGAAUGAGAAUGAAUGAACAUCCCGUUCCGAUGUAUAAGCACACACUCAAAAAUACCUUUUAUAUGGUUUAGAAUUGAUCAAGUUUGUCAACUACAUUGUAUUUUCGCAUUUGAGUGCUUGUAUGCAACUAUUAUGUGGGUUCUGCCAAAGUGACUUUGUCCCAAACCCACCUAUUAUUUCAGCAACGUCUGACUUACAAAUUAAACACUGUUAAACACUCAGGGAUUGUGCAUGUCUGGGCUG
Periophthalmus magnuspinnatus is the source of this 3123-nucleotide messenger RNA. It is a transcript of the gene degs1, whose product is annotated as delta(4)-desaturase, sphingolipid 1. The coding region runs from base 144 to 1115 and encodes 323 amino acids. Lineage: Eukaryota; Metazoa; Chordata; Actinopteri; Gobiiformes; Gobiidae. Gene Ontology annotation, biological process: ceramide biosynthetic process. The record is from RefSeq and is a predicted model, not a curated record. The transcript is spliced from 3 exons. Gene Ontology annotation, cellular component: membrane. Gene Ontology annotation, molecular function: sphingolipid delta-4 desaturase activity.